Molecule: messenger RNA, 609 nt
Organism: Colletotrichum destructivum
Lineage: Eukaryota; Fungi; Ascomycota; Sordariomycetes; Glomerellales; Glomerellaceae
Product: Putative glycoside hydrolase family 18, catalytic domain, glycoside hydrolase superfamily
Exons: 5
Coding region: 1-609 (202 amino acids)
Biological process (GO): carbohydrate metabolic process
Molecular function (GO): chitin binding
Source: RefSeq, a predicted model, not a curated record
AUGGCGUCGAGCGCUGGGAACAGGGAGAUGUUUAUUGAUGGCCUGAUCAAGUUUAUGGCGAGCUAUGGCUUCGACGGCAUGGAUCUCGGUUGGGAAUACCCAACUGCCGAUGACCGUGGCGGCACCGCAGAUGACACCGCCAACUUCGUGUUGUUGUGCGACGAGAUCAAGGCGGCGUUCGGCAGUCGCUUUGGCUACUCCAUCACUCUGCAAGCGUCCUACUGGUACCUACAGAGCUUUGACCUCGCCGGCAUGCAGGCGUUUGUUGAUUGGUUCAACAUAAUGUGUUAUGAUAUUCACGGCGUGUGGGAUGCCAUGGCGCCUCGAAAUUCGUCGGCCCUAUCGUCGCUCCGCGCACUAAUCUCACGGAGAUCGACCUUCUCUGGCGCGCGGGCCUCCAACCCGAGAAGGUUGUUCUGGGUCAAGGGUCCGAAUGGCGUUUGCCGGUUCUCAGGCAGCGCCAAGGAAGGCCCGUGUUCCAAAGCUUCUGGCAUUCUCACCUUGCAAGAGAUCUUUGAUAUCAUCGAGGAAAAGAAUCUUAAGCCUCAGUUCGACGAGAAGGCAGGAGUGAAAUGUGAUUAUCUCCCUGGUGUGUGCGACGAGGUUUGA